Paralichthys olivaceus (Japanese flounder) is the source of this 1989-nucleotide messenger RNA. Its product is annotated as RIB43A-like with coiled-coils protein 2. The record is from RefSeq and is a predicted model, not a curated record. Lineage: Eukaryota; Metazoa; Chordata; Actinopteri; Pleuronectiformes; Paralichthyidae.
AUCACAAUAAUCUCCAAGUCAAGUUCAAACGUUUAACUUGUUUAAUUCUGGUCAUGAUGAUUAAAACCUUCAAACCCUGACAUGGAGCUCGUCCUCUAAGAUCUACAGUGACAAGAAAAUGUAAGUGAACCCUAAGAGAUAUCUGCAGUUGUGCUCACUGAAAUCCACGAUACAAUGGUGAAGAGAGAUCAUAUAUCUGAACCAAUGAUACAGAUCAUUCUACUGUUCUCGUCCAUAUUGUCAUUGUCCCAAUAUUUCCAGUGUAAAUUGGAGAUCAUCUGGUGCCAGUUGGGGGCCACCCCUGGCUGUUUACUCCCCUUCAGGACAGGAGGCGCCCACCCCCACCCCCACCUCCACAACCUGAACCUUCUGUAGGAGGAGGUGUUGGAGUGUAAAGGGAGGGUAGGCCCUGAUGCACCAUUGCAUCCCUUGCCACAUUUGCAUGACCUGGCACAGGCAUCCCCCGCAGGGUUUCGAGCUGUGAUCAUGCCCGCUCCAUUAUUGUUUGAGAGGAGCCCAAGCCUGCCUGGCAGUAACUAGCACAUCAAAGCACCUUCCGAGGCUUUAAUGGUUCUCAGACACCUUUUGGGAUUGGAUCCUCUUUGAUGGUGGUAUGACCUUUUACCUUUGAUGAUGAAGAUGCUUCUGGACUUGUACGUUUUUUUAUGUUCCCUGGUGCACGAUCCGCUGUGAUCAGGGUUUCAAGUUGAGUGACUCAAGUUUGUGUUUCAAAAUGUAUGUCGUUGAAUCAGCCGCAGAACGCUCUGCGAAGGCAAGUCUGCAGAGACGUCGCGACAGAGAGGCUGAAAGAAAAGAGCGGAUUUUUAAUGAUAAACUCAGAACCAUCGGAGUUGACCAUGAAGCUCUGGACAAGCAGGUGAAAGAGAAGCAGAAACAAGAAGUGGCAGAAAAAGAGAAACAAAAAGCUUAUGAUGCUGAAGUUCUCCAUAAUAGCAAUGUAGCUGACAUUCUUCAUCACAGACAAGAGAAGAAGAAGCGUGCAAUGCAAAUGGACCUGGUCAACUACUGGCAGCAGCACCAGCAGCCUCGGAGCCAGCAGAUGUUUGACCUGAACAACACAGAAGAUGCACCGAUAUCGCCUCCUGUCUUCGAGGGUGAAGACCUCGGUUUUGAGAACCGAUUGAAGUGGCAGAGGGAGCAGUUAAGAGAGUGGCUCAACCAGCAGCAGAGCGAGCAGGCGGCCGAGAGGCACCGGCAAAGGCUAGAAGAGCAGCGAGACGAUCGAAUGAGAUUAGAGAUGGACAACAGAGCUCUGCAGCUUCAGAGCCAGGAGAUGGAGAGGAGAAGAGCAGAAGCCGUUGCCACUAAAGAGUUCAAUCUGGCCAAGACUGCAGAGAAGCGCCAGCAGGAACGUAAUGAUGAGGACAACAGAGGUGUGGAUGUCGAUCCUGCCCUGGGCAGGUGGGGAGUACCUGGUCUGUGUCCAGGCACUGAUCUGAGAGCCCCUCCAGAGACUCUGGAGCAGGUCCUCCAGUUCCAGAAAAUUCAAAUAGAGGAGAAAAAGAGGAUAGAAUUGGAGAGGAAGCGCGAGGAGGAGCUACAGCAUCGCAACAACUUGGCCUCUGCUCGCUCUGCUCUGCUCAUAGAGAGGCAGCAGGCGAAAAUGAACAAGCAGAUGAGACAACAACUACAGAGCACCAACAUCCAAAUGGCUGAAACACACAGACAACAGAAACCGGACAUUGAAAGAGGACGCAUCGACGACAGCUUCUUCUCUUAUUUCAACACCUGCAGCCGAUGAUGGACGAUGUGGAGAAGCACCCGAGCCAAGAGUAAGACCAAGACUCUUUUCCUCUGACCGUGAGUGGAACAUGAGUCGAUCUCAGCAGCUCAAGUUACCAAGCAAGAACACAACCACGACCCUCCGCCCAGUACUCCUCAUCGAGCUCACCGUACCUUGGGGAGAAAGGGCUGAGGCCGGCUUUGACAUAAGCCAAGUCCCUUUCAUAAACCCAUGAGAAAAAAAAA